CUUCAAUCCAACGUAACCUUUAUCUAAGUCGACUACACCGUCAACUGGUUCCGCCCCGACUCCAAAUUCGUCCUCGGCAAGACAUCUCCCAAGCCUCCCACGGGCACCCAGAAGAUCUCUUGGAGACUCUCCGUCUGUAAAUUGAUCGCCUCGAAUCUUUGCUACCGAAUACGACUGAUCAAAUUGCUAGUUUCGGGGCCGGAAGGUUGCAUCGACCAUCCUCGCCGUGCACUCGCGAGUCGGCAGUCAAAACACCGAAACGCAGAAGGCACCCGCCAGCAGCUUUGUCCCAGCGGUUGAAGAGUAUCCGUGGAACACCCCAAGCCGACUCUCCUUUGGUGGGCGAGUCGGUUGAUGACAUGAUGUUUGAAGACCUCUUCGCCGACUACAUCGAUAUCCCAAGCUCUCCGAGGAGGAGGAGAAACGAUAUGAUUCCGCCGUCAGCAUCGGAGAAGCCACGUCCAUCAAUCACCUCGUGGGAUGAAUUCUCGCGCCCUCUCCUCAAACAAUUCAACCGGCGAGGGCUGUUGCCCGCCGAGCAACGAUACCUUCUGGACGAAUCUUCCCUGGCCGGCGAAUGAUUCCCUCUGGCAGCAGUAGCAGCGCCCGCCGCCCUCCGUCAGCGCCUUUUCCGAGAGUCUGUAUCGGUUGCACAAAGGAGGCGUAUCGGGAUUGUUUCAUAUAGUUGUGAGGGAGGAGGCCUUAAUAAAGUCUUUUGUACGACAGGAGAGAGAUCACAUCACCCAUCGACAUGGUCCCUGGACAGCGUAAGAUUGAUGGAAUCUUCAGAGCUUGGUGGGCGAAGACUACUUGAUGAUGUAAGAGCGGAAAAAGCGAUGAUUGAGAAUGGCGAGAUGAACGAAUG
Messenger RNA from Zymoseptoria tritici IPO323, 865 nucleotides. RefSeq lists its product as uncharacterized. NCBI's taxonomy places the organism in Eukaryota, Fungi, Ascomycota, Dothideomycetes, Mycosphaerellales, Mycosphaerellaceae. Bases 360 to 581 code for a protein of 73 amino acids. The transcript has a single exon. The record is from RefSeq and is a predicted model, not a curated record.